UACCAGCUAACAAUAGGCUCAACGGCUAGAAUUUGAGAUUUCAUUAGUUGCCCGAAUCUUCAGUACUAACUAUUAAAUCUGACAAAAAUCAAAAACACUCAUAAUUAAGAAAAUUAUUUUUUGUAUUCGGUGGUUAACAAAGAUCAAAUAAAAAGGAUGCAUUUAAUUUUCACUGCAGUUGCUACUUUUUACGCAGCAUUCUUUAGCAUUGGUACUAUACAAAAUUCAGAUUCACCCAAUUGUACUACACUAAAUGGAAUUGCUGGACAUUGUAUUGGCAUACAUCAAUGUACACCAUUAUUAAAAAAACUAAUAGAAAAACCUAUUUAUCAAGAAGUUAUUGACAAUUUGAAAGUUUCUCACUGUGGUUUCGAUGGACUAGUUCCACUCGUAUGCUGCCCUUCUAAAAUUAAUUCUUCUAAUUUCAAUUUGAAUAAACCGUUAGUAACAACUACAGAAACUUCAAUUAGCACAUUAGAGAAUGUAAAUAAUAAUGACGCUAUCAUCAAGUUGCUCGAUAAUCCACUGUUACCAAGUGAUUGCGGGAGAGAUUCGACACCUCGUGAUUUAAAAUCGGCAAAUACUACCCUUGGCGAAUUUCCAUGGUUGGUAUUAUUGGAGUAUGAUAAUGGAACCAAUACUAAAUUUCAAUGCGCAGGAGCACUUAUAAGCAAACGCUAUGUUCUUACUGCAGCUAAAUGUUUGAUAGAACGUCCACCGUGGGUAUUGUCAAGUGUACGAUUAGGAGUGCAUGAUUUGCAUUUAUCUACGAAUUGCGUUAAAGGUGAUGACGGAAAUAUAUGUUCUGAUGGUUCAAUCAGUGUUGAGAUCGAGGAAUCAUUCAUACAUGAACUAUUUGAUAUACAUCUCGAAAUAAAUUUUAAUUAUGAUGUCGGAUUAGUACGAUUAUCUAAAGACAUUGUUUCGACUUAUUAUAUUAAGCCUAUUUGUUUGCCUAAAUCUUCUAUAAUCAAUAAUGAAUUGUAUAUAGCUGGUUGGAGUUCAACUUUAGAGAAUUCAUCUUCAAAUGUUAAACGUAAAGUUUCGGUACAACUCUUUGACAAAGAUUUGUGCCAAACAAUUUACGGUUUUGGAUGGAACGCAACAGUAAGCUUUGAACAAAUUUGUGCUGGUGGCGAAAUAAAGAGAGAUGGAUGUAUUGGUGAUGGUGGUGGACCACUUAUGAGUUUUUGGAAUUUACCUAAUGGUGAUAAAAUUUGGACAGCCGUAGGAAUCGAAUCCUAUGGUCAUGAAUAUUGUGGUUCCGUUGGUUUUCCUAGUAUUUACACUAAAGUAUAUAAUUUCAUUCCAUGGAUAAUUAGUAAAAUGAGACCUUAAGAAAGUGUAUCAUUUAUUUGAUAAAAAUUUUUUAACAUUUUGCUGUUAAAAUUAGAUCAACUACUUCUCUAUUAGUAUAAUAAUAUUUCUAAUAAUUUUUAUACUUGAGAUAAAUUUUGUACAUAUUUUGGUAUUU
Messenger RNA from Polistes dominula (European paper wasp), 1474 nucleotides. Its product is annotated as phenoloxidase-activating enzyme 1. The record is from RefSeq and is a predicted model, not a curated record. Gene Ontology annotation, biological process: proteolysis. NCBI's taxonomy places the organism in Eukaryota, Metazoa, Arthropoda, Insecta, Hymenoptera, Vespidae. Gene Ontology annotation, molecular function: serine-type endopeptidase activity.